CCACCACCCCCUGAAUUAGUGUGUCCGUCGAUUCCCAAAGUAGAAGAUCAAGAGAGAGAGCUGCUGAAUCUAACUUAGCCUACAUAACAACCCGUUGCAAUAACAGGGGGUUUCGAGGUACGAUACUGUCACAUUGGGACCUUUUCUCCUUCCCAGCAAAAGGUGGUGGUUCCAUGCGGAGUGAACGGGCAACAGACGGGACGACUUUUCUCGGUCGUCGCUGGAGAUAAAUGAACAAGUUUUGAAAGUCGACUGGCGCUGCUGUCGUUGUUUUUCUGCUAGCAUCUCCGCGAAUCAUGUGGUCCUCCCCCCUGUGUACCCUCCUCCUCGCCGCCUCCCUCGGUUGGCUGUCAGCUUUCCUGAUGGACGACGAUCACAUGACAUCGUCAGCUCCGUCCAGCCCCCACUUCACAGCGUGUGUUUCCAGGGACCAGGCCACCUUCCGCUGCUGGUGGAGCGAGGGCAGCUUCCACAACCUCUCCCAGCCUGGGGCCCUCAGGGUCUUCUACCGCUACAAGAAAAAUUCUCCUUGGAAAGAGUGUCCGGAGUACAUCCACUCCAACAAGGAAUGCUUCUUCGACAGCAACCACACCACCAUCUGGACCUCAUGCUGCGUCCAGCUGCGUUCCCACGACAACGUCACUUACUUCAACACGGAGCACUGCUUCUCCGUGGAGAACAUCGUCCGUCCCGAUCCCCCGGUGGCGGUGAACUGGACCCUGCUGGGCGUGAGUCCGUACGGGCUGCACUAUGACGUCAUCGUCACCUGGGACCCCCCGGCCUCCGCAGACGUGAGCAUGGGCUGGAUGAGUCUGGCCUACGAGGUCCAGUACAGGAGGUGGAACAGCAGCGAGUGGACCGUGGUGGAGGUGCAGGGGGGCACUCAGCAGACCCUCUACGGCCUGAACGUUGAGGAGGAGUACGAGGUGCAUAUCCGCAGCAGGAUGAAGGCCUUCACCAAGUUCGGCGGCUACAGCGACUCCAUCUUCAUCCAGCUCGCAAACUAUCCUGGCAGAGAGAGCAUCUUUCCUGUUGCGCUGGUGCUGGGGAUCCUGGCAGUGGUCAUCCUCCUCAUGCUGCUUCUCUUUUCUCAACAACAAAGAUUAACUUUGCUGCUGUUACCCCCCGUGCCCACACCUAAGAUUAAAGGGAUAGAUUCAGAAAUGCUCAAGAAGGGGAAGUUCGAGGAGCUGAACUUCAUCCUGAGCGGCGGGGGCAUGGGCAGCUCCUGCACCCCCCUCUUCUACCAGGACGAGCCCCUGGUGGACUGCAUCGAGUUGGACCCCCUGGACCCCGCCGACACUGGUGACAAGGGUGGCCAGAGCUCGGAAGCCCAGCGGCUCAUUGGGGGCCGUCAAGCGUCGGGCCGGCCCACAGUCGGGGGCCUCAGCCACACCCUCAGCUUCUGUGAUGAGGAUGACGACAGCGUGGUGGGCGACCCCCCCAACCAGGAUGCUCUCUGGACGCUGCUGACCACCCCCAGCCCCAGCCCCACCUCAGCCCUGCUGCUGCCCGGCCAGCCUGAGCUGAAGCAAGGGUUCCCGGGGGGCAGGGAUCCAGACCCGAGCCUGGCCCACGAUGGAGCCCCGCGGCCCCAGGCCUGGCUCAACACCGACUUCUACGCCCAGGUCAGCGACGUGAUGCCCUCCGGGGGCGUGGUCCUGUCUCCCGGCCAGCAGCUGAGAGCCCAGGAGUCCACCGCCGCACGGGAGGGGCAGAAGGAGAAGGAGGAGGAGGAGGCAAAGAAGAAGAAGUUGGGAGCGCAGAUCGAAGGCGAGGGGAAAGAUCCAGUGGGAGACGAGGAGCCAGAGCAGCAGUUCCAGCUGGUGGUGAUGGCGGCGGAUCCCGUCGGCGACGGUUACACCACAGACGCCAUGAACUGGCAGACGGGCGUCGUCAACGGCUACCACACUCUCCCCGCCGAGAGCGUGGGAGACGUCAUUGCGCCCAGUGUGGCCGUGAAGUCGGCGGAGGACUACCAGCCCUCCUACAUCCUCCCCGACGCCUCCCCCACCCCAGCCCGCUAUCUCCCGCCGGUCUCGGACUACACCAUAGUGCAGGAGGUGGACUACCAGCACAGCUUGAUCCUCAACCCACCACCCCCCCAGGCCCCUGCACAUCAGUGCCUGCCCCUGCACCCACUCAAACCCCUGACCCCCAUGCCGGUGGGGUACAUCACCCCGGACCUGCUGGGAAGCAUUACACCCUGACGAGAUGAUUGAUUGAUCCCUUAAAGCGCAACACCCCGCCUGGAAUAAUCCUCUUGUCACACAGAUACACACACACACACGCACACAC
This is a messenger RNA of Gadus morhua (Atlantic cod), 2298 nucleotides long. RefSeq names its product growth hormone receptor a (gene ghra). Gene Ontology annotation, molecular function: cytokine receptor activity; protein binding. The record is from RefSeq and is a predicted model, not a curated record. NCBI's taxonomy places the organism in Eukaryota, Metazoa, Chordata, Actinopteri, Gadiformes, Gadidae. The transcript is spliced from 10 exons. Gene Ontology annotation, biological process: cytokine-mediated signaling pathway. Gene Ontology annotation, cellular component: external side of plasma membrane. The coding region runs from base 297 to 2210 and encodes 637 amino acids.